AUGGUUUCUUUCACUCCUUUGGAGACCCAAUCCCCACUCUUACCGGAACAGAUCCCGACAGCAUUCCAAUCAUCAAAAUCAUUAGCAUAUAAGGUCCCAUAUUUAUCUGGUCUGAUAAUACGUAAAGCGCUGUUUAACAAUACUGGAACCAAGCUGGCUUUGACUCACAAUGACCGCCAUAUUCGAAUAUGGCCAGUUGACCAGCCUGAUUCAAAAGCUUCAUUUGAAUUGAGAGUAGCACAUGAUAGGCCUGUUGAAGAUAUUAGCUGGGACCCGCUACACGCUGACCGGUUUGCUUCGUGCUCUACCGAUGGUUAUAUAAAGAUCUGGGACAGUAGAACCAAAAAAUGUGUAAGGGAUACUAAAGUCGAUGGUGAAAUUUUGGUAAUCAAAUAUUCAACAGAUGGUAGACAUAUAUCGGUGGGUUUAAGGAGUGAUCUUGUCAUAGUUUUCACCAACCAACUGCAGCAAGUGGCAUCGUAUCAAGAAAGCGAUGAGGUCUACGAUUUGGCCUGGUCCAAUGGAUCAGAUAUUUUAGCGAUCUCGCUAGGGAAUGGUAAUGUGAGACUUUUAAAUUUUGUCUCUUCUGGUAAUAUCAGUAGUCCAUCGUCAGGAGCUAACGAUGAGACCAAUAUUACAACUAAUUUGUCAAUUUUACAUACACUGCGGGGAAACCGCACAGCCACAAGCUGUAUAGAAUUUGAUCCAAUAGGAAGAUACCUCGCUGUUGGAUCUAAUGAAGGUAUAGUUAGUUUAUGGGAUACCAAAGAAUGGAUUUGUGUCAAGACAUUUUCGAAAGUCGACCAACCUGUCACAUCAGUCUCAUUCUCACAUGACGGAAGUCUUCUAGCAAUUGCCUCAGAUAGCAACGCGCCAAUAAACAUUGUAUGGCUGGAUAAUAAUGAGUAUAUUUACUCAAUUCAUCCAAAUAAGUCCUUCCUUGGACGACCCAACGUUGACUGGCAUCCUCUACGCUUCGCUCUAGCUUAUACUGGCGAACCUUAUUCUGUUAUAACAAUAACCAAAUAA
Molecule: messenger RNA, 1029 nt
Organism: Sugiyamaella lignohabitans
Lineage: Eukaryota; Fungi; Ascomycota; Dipodascomycetes; Dipodascales; Trichomonascaceae
Exons: 1
Coding region: 1-1029 (342 amino acids)
Biological process (GO): mRNA export from nucleus
Cellular component (GO): THO complex part of transcription export complex
Molecular function (GO): protein binding
Source: RefSeq, a predicted model, not a curated record